AUAAAAAUUCCUGAAUCCCCGGAAUGGGGUGGCAUAUUUCGUGCGAACGUUGCGUUUAACGUAUGGAAUCGCGCGCGAUAAAUAUCUUUGCAAUAUCUACAGAAACAUGGUAUGUGUUUCUGCGGCUUGCCAAAAAUAUCGUAAAAUUACGUAACGCGUGACUAGACCGGUAACGCAGGACAUUAAUGCUCUUUAACGUUUUUUUACGACAAAACUAUUAUACAUUUCUGGUUAAGAGCGCGCGUUCCUCCGCGAUAAAUAGCACCGCGAUACCGAUCAAUUUUGCAAUCGAAUCCGAAACCUAGAAGGUUAAAGCAAAAUAUACCUGAAGAUCAAAUAAAUCGAUAUAUCUAGAGAGAAGAGUGAGGAUAUUUUUAUCUUUUGGAUAUUAAUAUUUAUGAAGAUGCACGAAGUCAAGGUACAGGAGGUCCUCCAGGACGAGCAGUGCUUCGAAAUAAUUCGCAAGAAGCUGCGACAGGAUGCGAUUGACGACUUCUCUCUAAUCAACUACGAGAUCGUGCCGAUUAAUGAGGUAAACGGCUUUAUGGGUCAAUACUUUACCUUGAAAGCCACCGUGGCUUGUCCAAAGUCGCCGCUAGAAACGAAGAGCAUCAAUUUCUUCACGAAAAUACCUCCACCGAUCAGCAGUCCGCUGUACGACUUUGCUCAGGAGUACGGUACGUUCAAGAAGGAAGUGGCUCUCUAUACCACCGUAUUUCCGGAGAUACUGAACGGUCUCGACAAGAGAUGCAUCCCGGAAUGCUUCCUCGGGAUCGAGAACGAUGUAAUCGUUCUCGAGGACAUGGCUCACAGCGGUUAUACGAUGACUGAUAAGUCCACGCCUUUCGACUUGGAGCACUGCGAAAUCCUGAUGAAGACCCUCGCCAAGUUCCACGCAAAGUCCUUCAUCUUUGAACAACAGUACAAGAAAACCUUGCAUGAUGAAUUCGCCCACUGCAUGCAGGAAACUCUCUGGCCUGCGGAUGCCAGAGCAAAAUCGAUGUUCGACGCCGCCGUAAAAGGCAUCGUCUCGAUGAUCGAUUUACUGCCUGGAUUGAACGACGAUCAACGCGAUAAUUUCAAGGAAAAGCUCGUGAAACUAUGCGCGGAUCACAUGGGCAACCUGUCACCAUCGGCGAAGCACAAGAAUGUGCUAUGCCACGGUGAUCUAUGGGCGAACAAUAUAUUAUUUAAAUACAAUACCGAUAAGAAACCUAUUGAAUGCUGCCUCGUCGAUUUCCAACUGGUAAGGUACAAUCCACCAGCACACGAUAUAUUGUGCUUUCUUCAAUUCACGACAACGCGAAAGCUACGAGAUAAACAUGAUGAAUCGCUUUUUAGAACCUAUUACGAUUCCAUGACGAUCGUCAUGAAGGAAGCUGGUCUGAGCAUAUCAGAAAUCUUUCCUUGGGACGAAUUCAUGGAAUCUAUCCGAGAUUUACGCAUUACAUGCAUCAUUCACGGUAUUCUCAAUACACCGAUCAUGCUGCUAGAACCUGACGCGGUCACUAAAUAUUUUUGCGAGAAACUGGAGCUCCUCGAGAACUUUCUCUUUGUUGAUAGAACGCCAUUCAUUUGCGGACAAUUUAAGGAAGCACCGGAAUAUCGUGCCCGAAUGAUAGACGGCUUGUUAGAGUUGUACGAUUACAUAAUCGAUUACAAUCACGCGACGCAAAAUCGAACCGUAACGAGACAGUAAGAUACUUUGUCGUCAAAUAUUGUCACCGAGUUUGUGACAAGUUGCAGAGUUGAUAUAAUUUAAGUUCGAUCAAGGUCUUGAUACCAGUAGUUCUUCAAUAAUGAUGUAAAUUUGUAUCUUUUGUCGUCAGUAUUUCGAACAAGUAUGAUAAACUAUUAUGUGAUAUAGGAUGGUAUGUAUGCAAUACAAAUGCAAUCAUUAUGCUUAAUUUUCGACAAUAGAAUACUUAUUUCUUUGAAUAUGUCAAAAUUAUAAUAAUUAUAUAUAAGUCGUAUAAUUAAUUAUGCAGAAAUUAUAUGACAAUUUUAUAGAAGAACAUUGUCGAAAUAUGUUUACGUGUGAUAACUAGCUUUUUUCAUAGCUGAUAACACAGCUGUUGAUUUAAGUUAAUGAUUUUUAUAUGGAUGUGAUAAUAUAAACAUUCUUCAGAAUCUAUCUAAUCUUACAUUGUAAGAUAAUCUAUUUGUAGUACAAUAUUUAAAAACCUUUCUAGCAUUAUGUAUUAUUAAAGAGAGAGAAGUUUCGAGAUAUACUUAUACUUUAUUAAAAAAUUAAUGCAAGAAUCUAUGUAUAGUUAAAGGAGCUUAAAUUAUAUAUAUGUAUAUAAGUACGUGAAAUAAUAUGGAUUUAUGAAAUAUGUUGAGAAAAUCAUUGAUAAUUCAAAAUAACACGAGUUAUUAAUAAGUUUACAUAAUUCUGUUACAUGAGUAUUUAUUUUGAAUAUAAAAUGAUGUAAUAAUUAAUAGUUAUUAUAUACUAGUAAUUUUUGUUUAUAUGUAGUAAUAACUUUUUGUAAUAAUGCGCUCUAUAUAUAAUUAAGGAAUUUUUUUAAAUAGAUUCUAGUAACAAUAAGUUAAAUAUAUCUUUAAUAGCGGCUUAUUAUGUUUCUUCCUUCUUUAAAAAGUCUUGUUUAUUUUAAUUAUUAUCUUAUCGAUCACAAACAAGGUAUAUACAUAUAUUCACAUACUCUUAAAUGUAGACAAAUUAGAUUGCACGUGAUAUUAACAAUACUGUGAUAUUUCUAAAAUAUAAUUGUGCGAUUGUUAAUGACUGUAGAAUAGUAUUAAGUUCUUAAUAUAAAUAGUUAAUAGACAUGAAA
Molecule: messenger RNA, 2798 nt
Organism: Nylanderia fulva
Lineage: Eukaryota; Metazoa; Arthropoda; Insecta; Hymenoptera; Formicidae
Source: RefSeq, a predicted model, not a curated record